CGUGUUAGCAUUUUCUCUUUAUUUUGAGUGAUAUCGAGAACGGACUCACUAUUUUGCUUAAAAUAAUUUUAGUUCUGUUUUGCCUUUUGAUAUAUAGUUUCUUUACCCUCCAGUCAAAUUGUGUUUUUUUCUGCUGUGUGCUUAUUAGAGAGUCAACCCUGCAUCCCUUGUGCCAGAGACGCGCUAACUAGCAGGAAUACCGGGUAGCUAGCUAGCUAAUCUUGCCUCAGCGUCAGAAAAUAGUGAAAUGUUUCAAAGAGCCAUUGAGAACAAUUAGCGCACGCAUUUUGAAAGUUAUUUUAGUUUAUAAAACAUCUUGAUUUAGUGGCUACAGAUAAACGUGUUAUUCAUACCUUGAACCAUCAUGGGAGCAUAUUUGUCGCAACCCAAUACGGUGAAAUCAAAAGCCGACGGUGGACACAAAAAUAUAAGCUACGGCUUCGCUGCCAUGCAGGGCUGGCGCAUCUCCAUGGAGGAUGCUCAUAAUUGUCUUCCAGAGCUUGACGAUGAAACUGCGAUGUUUGCGGUGUAUGAUGGACAUGGAGGUGAAGAGGUUGCAUUGUAUUGCUCCAAGUAUCUACCUGACAUCAUAAAGGAACAGAAGGCGUACAAAGACGGCAAACUCCAGAAGGCCCUGGAGGAUGCCUUCCUGGCCAUUGACAGCCGCAUCACCACAGAGGAGGUGAUCAAAGAGCUAGUCCAGAUCGCUGGCCGUCCGCAGGAGGACCCGGGCAAUGAAAAGGUUGCUGAUGAAGAUGAUGUGGAUAACGAAGAGGCAGCUUUGUUGCACGAGGAAGCAACCAUGACAAUCGAGGAGCUGCUAAUCCGUUACGGACAGAACCUGAACGCCAAAAGGCCUGGCCCGGACUCAUCCAAAGAGCCAGGCGACGGAGAGAAGCUGUGUGCUGAGAAAGGCGUCAACGGAGAGACAGAGCCUGCCGAGGCCUCCCAGACUAGCAGCGAUGGAAAGGCCAAAGCAGGUGGUGCAGGGGAAGGAGCAGGAGUCUCUAAGAUGAGGGCCUGCAGGAGAGCAGCGUCCGCCAGCUCUGGAGGUGCUGGAGCAGGAGGCUCCUCUGACGGAGAGAAGGCCUCAAAGGGAGAAGGUGGCACUGGGACAACGGGCGACGCUGGACCCUCCUGCUCCUCCUCAGCGGCUCAGGGAGAAGGAAAUGCCAAAUCAAAGUUUUUUGAGGACAGCGAUGAGUCUGAGGAAGGGGAGGAUGAGGAGGAGGGCAGUGAUGAAGAGGACUGCAGCGAAGAAGAUGACGGAGAAGACAGCAGUGAAAAUGAUGAAGAGGAUGACACUGAGGAAGGUGAGGAAGAUGACACUGAUGAAGAGGAAGAGAUGUGCUUACCUGGGAUGGAUGGAAAAGAAGAGCCUGGCUCAGACAGUGGGACCACGGCGGUGGUGGCCCUUAUUCGGGGGAAGCAGCUGAUUGUAGCGAAUGCUGGAGACUCACGCUGUGUGGUGUCAGAGAGGGGCAAAGCAGUGGACAUGUCCUAUGACCAUAAACCAGAGGACGAGCUAGAGUUGGCCAGGAUAAAGAAUGCCGGGGGGAAGGUGACCAUGGAUGGGCGUGUCAACGGAGGCCUGAACCUGUCCAGAGCCAUCGGGGAUCAUUUUUACAAACGGAACAAAGCCCUGCCCCCUGAAGAACAGAUGAUCUCAGCCAUGCCUGACGUUAAAGUCCUCACUCUCAACCCAGACCAUGAGUUCAUGGUGGUGGCGUGUGAUGGAAUCUGGAAUGUCAUGAGCAGUCAGGAGGUGGUGGAUUUUGUCAGUGAGAGAAUGAAGGCAGAUGAAGGCAGUGAACCCAGGCCACUGUCCUCCAUCGUUGAAGAGCUGCUGGACCAUUGCCUGGCUCCAGACACCUCCGGAGACGGGACGGGCUGUGACAACAUGACCUGUGUCAUUGUCACGUUCUCACCGUACGCAGGUAACAGUCAGUCUGACUGCAGUAAGAAGAGAAAGCCUGAGGAGACAGUCCCAGAGAAAAACGGCAACGACAGCAAAAAGUCCAAAACCGAAUAAGACUGUCUGUGUGCCCCGGUGUCACACACCAGAUCUCUGUCGCCUUCACCAAACUCCGACACACAGAGCUCUUCAUUGGGAAGGAGUUUUAGUUUAAAAACCCCCACUGUGUAAUGAAAUGUAAACCGACAACUUUAUUGUCCUUUUUUUUCACCUCUCUGGGUUUUUGUCUUUUAUUUGUUUGUUUGUUUGUUUGUUGUUGUUUUUUUUAGCAGGCUCAUUUUGUCAUGUCCAAUGUAACGAAACUGGCCUGUGAGGACAGAGGUCUGGCUUCCUGACGAAUUCAUGUUUGAAUGCUCAUGAUUUCUGUUUGCUCCCUUAUGCUUCUCUGUAUGUACAUAGUGUUUUCUCCUACUUUUCCUUCCAUACCAGUCUAAUGAAGAUUUUUUUUUAUUGUGGAUCAAUGUGAAGUCUGCCAGUUGUUUAGACAAUAUGUAAUUACAUUCAAAUACAUUUUUUAAAAAAUAUUGUGAUCAAUGAGAUCCUGUCUACUUUAUUAAUGAACCAGCAGAUUUCUCUGAAAUGGUUUGAUGAUGGGGGCGGGGACCGGGUUUACUCCACACCACAUGAAAUCAUUCAGCGUCUGAAUUUACAUUCCUGCUCUCCCUUUGUUUGCAGCAGUGACACACAGCAUGCACUGCUCACACUGGUUGUGUUUUUGGCCAAAGCGUAGAAUAAUCACUUGCUGAUUUGUCACUUGUCUGACGGACUUGUCUCUACACCAUUAAAGCAGCAGUGUGCAGCCUAGCCUCUAAACCUGGCUGUAUGGGUCCUUUAGCUCUGGGGUAGUCAGUGCAGCUACAGGAUGGGUGUGAUCUGAGA
Chanos chanos (milkfish) is the source of this 2854-nucleotide messenger RNA. RefSeq names its product protein phosphatase, Mg2+/Mn2+ dependent, 1G (gene ppm1g). Gene Ontology annotation, molecular function: cation binding; protein serine/threonine phosphatase activity. Lineage: Eukaryota; Metazoa; Chordata; Actinopteri; Gonorynchiformes; Chanidae. Gene Ontology annotation, biological process: protein dephosphorylation. The record is from RefSeq and is a predicted model, not a curated record. The coding region runs from base 365 to 2032 and encodes 555 amino acids. The transcript is spliced from 10 exons. Gene Ontology annotation, cellular component: nucleoplasm.